Molecule: messenger RNA, 2027 nt
Organism: Centropristis striata (black sea bass)
Lineage: Eukaryota; Metazoa; Chordata; Actinopteri; Perciformes; Serranidae
Gene: ppp1caa
Product: protein phosphatase 1, catalytic subunit, alpha isozyme a
Exons: 8
Coding region: 208-1203 (331 amino acids)
Cellular component (GO): cytoplasm; nucleus
Molecular function (GO): protein serine/threonine phosphatase activity
Source: RefSeq, a predicted model, not a curated record
GUAGACACGGCCCUCUUUUAAAGUUCCUGGGGGAAGAGUGAAGGGAACCGGACAAACCGAAGGAAAGGGGCCAAGAUUGAGCUCAGAGGAUAAAUAUUCACACAUUACCCUCCCCCCCCCCCAGGAGGACCGCCGCUAAACCGAGAACAAGGUGCAACACGGAAAACCAAGGUCUUGACUGCCCGAGAACGUCAGAAAAUAAAGAAAAUGGCGGAGCCAGACAAAUUAAACAUCGACUCUAUAAUUCAGCGUCUCUUGGAAGUCAAGGGCUCUCGACCAGGGAAGAAUGUCCAGCUGACAGAGAGUGAGAUCCGUGGCCUUUGCCUCAAGUCCCGUGAAAUCUUCCUGAGCCAGCCAAUCCUGCUUGAACUAGAGGCUCCCCUCAAAAUCUGUGGUGAUGUCCAUGGUCAGUACUAUGAUCUGCUUCGGCUCUUUGAAUAUGGAGGCUUCCCCCCAGAAAGCAACUACCUGUUCCUGGGUGACUAUGUAGACAGAGGGAAGCAGUCACUGGAGACUAUCUGCCUGCUACUCGCCUACAAGAUCAAAUAUCCAGAGAAUUUUUUCCUGCUGCGUGGAAACCAUGAAUGCGCCUCUAUUAAUCGAAUCUACGGUUUUUAUGAUGAGUGUAAGCGACGGUAUAACAUUAAACUGUGGAAGACCUUCACAGACUGUUUCAACUGUUUACCGGUUGCUGCCAUUGUAGAUGAGAAAAUCUUCUGCUGUCAUGGAGGUCUCUCUCCUGAUCUUCAGUCUAUGGAGCAGAUCCGCAGAGUAAUGCGACCCACAGACGUGCCUGACCAGGGUUUGUUGUGUGACCUGCUGUGGGCCGAUCCAGACAAAGAUGUGCUGGGCUGGGGUGAAAAUGACCGUGGUGUCUCCUUCACAUUCGGGGCAGAUGUGGUGGCCAAAUUUUUGCACAAACACGACAUGGACCUAAUAUGCAGGGCGCAUCAGGUCGUAGAAGAUGGUUAUGAAUUUUUUGCAAAGAGGCAACUCGUCACCUUAUUCUCUGCUCCAAACUACUGUGGAGAAUUCGACAACGCCGGUGCCAUGAUGAGUGUGGAUGAGACACUCAUGUGCUCCUUCCAGAUUCUGAAGCCAGCAGAUAAAAAAUUGUAUCCUUAUGGCGGGGGAGGAAUGGGAUCUGGGAGGCCGGUCACCCCGCCGCGAAAUUCAGCCAAGUCGGCCAAGGCCAAGAAAUAACAGCCGCUGGAUCCCCCUCCCACAACCUUCCACCACUCUGUCUGCCCAACACUCUUUUUUCCUCUACCUCCCAAACUUGUUUCUCCCUCGUCACCAAACAGCAACAAAGCAGAGAAGUGUCCAGGGUUCAAUCAUGUUUUUUCUCUCUCUAAAACAAUUUUUAACUGUUCCUUCGGCUGUUUGCGUGCACUUUUUUGUGUGAGAGCGUGUAUAAAAAAAAGUGAGAAUGAUACAGAGGGAAUUACUGUAUUCUGUAUGUAUGUUUUUUUUCUUCCUCCUGUACCCUUUGUUCUGUUUUCCUGUCAUUUUGUAGAGAUGGGUUCUUGCCCAUCUGUGAUGUAAUUUCAAACCUGGGUGCAUGGGAGGAGGGGAGGGUGGGAGGGAGAAAGAAAGAGGAGCCUUAGCUGUUUAUGUUAAGGUCCUGCACUGUUUAAUGCUAAACACAAGCUUUUGUACAUCCUGUUUCAGAGGUCUGUGUAUGUCUGUGUGAUGGGAGGGGUGGGGAAGGGAGGGGGCGGGGGGGAUGGGAUCAAGUUGCACGGUCAAACGGUAACGGCACAUACCACACACACUGGGUGCACAGGUGGAUAUAUGUGCAAGGGCAUCCUUAAAUGAAAUGGAUUCACAAUAAGAUAAUAUUUUUUUUCUUUUCCCUUUUUGAAAACCAAUGAUUUAAGAACGCAGUCAUGGAUGUGAAAUAGUUUUGCUUCUAUUAUUUCUUUCUUUUCUUUUUUGUAGAUACAUGAAACCAUCAUGGUUUGAUUUUUCUUUUCUUUUUAGUUCACUUAAAGUUGAAAAUGAAUAAAAAUAACCAUUUAUUUGAA